AGUACCACAACCCCCGGCCGAGACCCGCAAUUCGGAUCCACGCAACUACUGGUCAGAGGCUCAGAAGGCUUUCAGCGCCGUGCCAACGACUGGCAGACAAGGAUCUCUCUCUCUCUCUCUGUCUCUCUCUCUCUCACAGAAGAGAGCACAUUCCCAAAAACCCAGACGGCUUCCAAACUUCCUCACCAACCAACCCUAAAUUGAAAACCCUAAUUCUCGCAUGAAACUUAUCCACCAAAUUCCUCAACCCUGAUCUCCAAUGUCCUCUGAUUCCACCACCUCUUCAACCUCCACUGACGACCCCGCCAACGGAAAUCCUGACCCCAAUCCCAACCACUCCAUCGAGGACCAAUUGGCAUCCACCUCAUUGACCGACCAUGGCGACCAACGGACACCGUCGAAUCAGGAAAACCGAAAUGGCGUUGAUUACGCGUCGGCUAGCGAAGGGAGCGCCGGGAGCGAUCAGCGGGAGAUCGAGAACAGCGUAGAGCAAGUGCCUGCGGAAGUGGCUGAAGAAGAGGUUAGGAGAAGUUCCGAUGCAGCUGGUGGUUUAACUGAAGUGGAGGAGGAGUUGAACAAGGGUGGUUCGGGACGACGUAGUGUUGUUUGGAUGAGGACCAAUUCGGAGGUGGAGGUGGACGGUCCGUCGAGCCCUAGCAGUAGUGGGUACGCUGGAGAAAGAGGCAGCAGUGCGAGUAGUGGCGGUGCUUCGGGGAUUGAUGAGGUUGUUGAAGAUGAAAUACAGGAAGCUAGAAACGAUUCUGUUGAUGCGGUUUUAGAUUCACAGGCUUCGUGGGUUCCUGGAAAGCGACAUGUAGAUGAGGAUGAUGCUUCAAUAUCAUGGAGGAAAAGGAAAAAACACUUUUUCAUUCUUAGUCACUCUGGCAAACCUAUAUAUUCCAGAUAUGGCGAUGAACACAAGCUAGCAGGAUUUUCAGCAACAUUGCAAGCCAUUAUUUCCUUCGUGGAGAAUGGUGGGGAUCGUGUCAAAUUAGUGAGGGCUGGAAAGCAUCAGGUGGUUUUUCUUGUGAAGGGACCAAUCUAUUUAGUAUGCAUCAGCUGCACAGAAGAGCCAUUUGAAUCACUGAGGGGGCAAUUAGAAUUAAUUUAUGGUCAGAUGAUACUCAUUCUAACAAAGUCAGUGAAUAGAUGUUUUGAGAAGAAUCCAAAGUUUGAUAUGACACCUUUACUUGGAGGAACAGAUGUUGUAUUCUCUUCUCUCAUCCAUUCUUUCAGUUGGAAUCCAGCUACCUUCCUCCAUGCAUACACAUGUUUACCCCUUGCAUAUGCAAUAAGGCAAGCAGCAGGUGCCGUAUUGCAAGAUGUUGCUGAUUCAGGCGUGUUGUUUGCAAUAUUGAUGUGCAAACACAAGGUUGUCAGUCUUGUUGGUGCUCAAAAAGCUUCUCUUCAUCCUGAUGACAUGCUGCUGCUUGCUAACUUUGUUAUGUCUUCAGAAUCAUUUAGAACAUCAGAAUCCUUUUCUCCUAUUUGCCUGCCAAGAUAUAAUCCCAUGGCAUUUUUGUACGCUUACGUGCACUAUUUUGAUGUUGAUACGUACUUGAUGUUGCUUACGACCAGUUCAGAUGCCUUCUAUCAUCUGAAGGAUUGCAGGAUUCGAAUCGAAAUGGUGCUUUUGAAGUCAAAUGUUCUUAGUGAAAUUCAGAGAUCCUUGGUAGAUGGCGGGAUGCGUGUUGAGGAUUUACCUAUUGAUCUGUUACCUCGUUCUGGUACUUUUCCGCAUUUGGGCCAACACAGACUUCCAACAGAUUCUCCUGAGACUUUCAGGGAAUUACCUGUUGGUGUAGGUGGUCCUGCUGGACUUUGGCAUUUUAUAUAUCGUAGUAUAUUUCUAGAUCAGUAUGUAUCUUCUGAGUUCUCAGCACCAAUUAGUAGUCCCAAGCAGCAGAAGAGGUUGUAUAGGGCAUACCAGAAACUUUACGCUUCCAUGCAUGACAGAGGAAUUGGACCCCACAAAACUCAGUUUAGAAGAGAUGAAAACUAUGUUCUUCUCUGUUGGGUCACCCAGGAUUUUGAACUUUAUGCGGCAUUUGAUCCACUUGCAGACAAGGCAUUGGCGAUAAAAACAUGCAACCGGGUUUGUCAAUGGGUGAAAGAUGUGGAAAAUGAGAUCUUUUUGCUGGGAGCGAGCCCCUUUUCAUGGUGAUAUCCCAUAAUAUCCUGUAAAACACUGCAUGUACAAUAGUUUUUUGUUUAUUUAUUUAAUAUAAUUUACGUAAAAUCAUUUUUUUGUUGUCCACUACGCCUUGCAUAUUUAAUGAGAUGGUUCGUAUAGGGAAGAAAAUCUAUAAAAUAACUUCAUUUUCACCUUUCUAAAGAUUUGCCUUGGGAAUCAACUGUAAGAGCAUCCUUGAAAGUUGAGACUAUCUUUGUAUUCAAUGAAGCAAUAAUAAUAAUAAUCAUCAUGCACUGUAAUUUGCGGUGCAGUAGAGGAAGAGACAUUAAAUUUCGGACCA
Molecule: messenger RNA, 2474 nt
Organism: Ziziphus jujuba (common jujube)
Lineage: Eukaryota; Viridiplantae; Streptophyta; Magnoliopsida; Rosales; Rhamnaceae
Product: vacuolar fusion protein MON1 homolog
Exons: 14
Coding region: 260-2164 (634 amino acids)
Biological process (GO): protein targeting to vacuole; vesicle-mediated transport
Source: RefSeq, a predicted model, not a curated record